UUCGAAUUCACCAAGCUUUGCUCUGUUUGCUGCAGAUCCAGAACAGAUUUUUAAGUUUGAGCUCUGAUUUGUGAUUGACUGCAUCCAUGGCACCUAAGGGAGAGAAGAAGCCCGUGGCUGAGAAAAAGCCGAUUGCGGAGAAAUCUCCUGCACCUGCUAAGAAGGCUCCCAAGGCUGAAAAGAAGCUGCCCAAGGAAGGAGACAAGAAGGGCAAGAAGAAGCAUAAGAAGAGCAUUGAAACCUACAAGAUCUAUAUUUUCAAGGUUCUGAAGCAGGUGCACCCUGACAUUGGAGUCUCCAGCAAGGCCAUGGGGAUUAUGAACAGCUUCAUCAAUGAUAUUUUUGAGAAGCUGGCCAGUGAGUCCUCCAGAUUGGCCCGUUACAAUAAGAAGCCUACCAUCACAUCACGGGAGAUCCAGACAGCUGUGAGGCUUGUUCUUCCUGGAGAACUUGCAAAGCAUGCUGUUUCUGAGGGGACUAAGGCUGUUACAAAGUUCACAAGCGCUUAGUGUUUGCCCGAUUCGGGGUUUGCUGAAUCAAAUGGUGUCUUUAGACACCACCUAUUUUAUGAGGAUCUGGGUUAUGUGCUCUUCUCUGUGUUUUUUGAUGUUACUGUUAGGGUUUGAUUGCUAAUUUUAACUCUGGUUUCAGCUUUUUGUCUGAAUUUUAUUGUUUUUGAGUCAAUUUUGUUGCCAUUGUGGUUGUGCAAGAGGUUUGAUUACACGAAGGGAUGCAAUGGCGGAAGUAACAGUGUAAGUGGAUAAAUAAAUUUCAAAGGUUUAUAAAUCAUAAUUCAGGGAAAUUAUUAGCGA
This is a messenger RNA of Cryptomeria japonica (Japanese cedar), 812 nucleotides long. Its product is annotated as histone H2B.7. Gene Ontology annotation, molecular function: structural constituent of chromatin; protein heterodimerization activity; DNA binding. Gene Ontology annotation, cellular component: nucleosome. The coding region runs from base 87 to 509 and encodes 140 amino acids. The record is from RefSeq and is a predicted model, not a curated record. Gene Ontology annotation, biological process: nucleosome assembly. Lineage: Eukaryota; Viridiplantae; Streptophyta; Pinopsida; Cupressales; Cupressaceae. The transcript has a single exon.